AUGAGGAGCGUCUUCGGUACGCAGCCCUGCGUGCGGCCCGUGGCGGUCAAGUGCCGGCGGGGCCAGACGGUGCGUGCGCACGCACACCCCGCCUCCCGCGCGGCGCGUUUCGUCUCUCGUCCCGCGCCCUGCGUCGUCCGGGAUGGGCCGAGGUCCGCGCGGAUCGUCGCGAACGCGGAGGCGUCGCACGGCGAGGCCGCAAAUGGCCACGAUAACAUCAAGUGGGAGGCCACGCCGCGCGUGCUGCGCAUGUGGCGGUCCGCGCACGCCGUUUGCUUCGACGUCGACAUGACGCUGACCACCAAGGACGGGAUCGACGCCCUGGCCGAGUUCAAGGGCGUCGGGCAGGCCGUCGCGGACAUCACCAACAGCGCGAUGGACGGCGUGAUGGACCUCGAGGAGUCCCUGCAGGCGCGCAUGCAGAUCAUCAACCCCUCCCCUGACGACAUCGCGCGGUACAACAAGCAAGUGGACCCGCGGGAGCGGGUGGUGCCGGGAGCCAAGGAGCUCAUCGAGAGCCUCCAGGCGCGCGGCAUCGCCGUCUUCCUCAUCAGCGGAGGCUUCCGGGAGCUCCUCAUGCCCAUCGCCCGCUACCUCGGCGUCAAGCCCUCAAACAUUUAUGCCAACCGCAUGUUCUUCGUCGCUGACGACGAGACAGGUCUCCCGACGAAGUUCGCGGGCUUCGAUCCGACGCAGCCGACGUCGCGCCAGAUGGGCAAGCCCGCGGCGAUCGCCGACAUUCGCAACCGCCUGCCGUACGAGACGAUCGUCAUGGUCGGCGACGGCAUCACCGACCUCGAGGCCGUCGAGGUCUCCGGCGGCGCGGACCUCUUCGUCGGCUUCGGCGGCGUCGUGCAGCGCGACGCGGUCGCCAAGGGCGCCGACUGGUACAUUAAGAGUUACGACAUGUUGGUCAACGCGCUGGAGCGGCGCAAGCUCGCGUUCAUCGGGAGCGGCGCGUGGGCGUGCGCGUCGAUGAUGAUGGCGGCGAGCAACCUGCGGCGCCUGUCGAAGGACGCCGGGUCGUUGUACGCCGAGGAGGUCACGGUGUGGGUGCACGACGAGGACUGGAACGGCGAGAGCCUCGCUGCGGUGAUCGCGAGGGAGAACGAGAACCCGAAGUACUUCCCGGGGCACAAGCUCGGCCCGAACGUGCGGCCCGUGACGGACAUCGCGGAGGCGGUCGACGGCGCGACGAUGGUGGCCUUUUGCGCGCCGCACCAGUUCAUUGUCGACAUCUGCCGGAAGAUCGACGCGUCGGGGAAGCUGCGGCCGGACGCGAUCGGGAUCAGUCUGAUCAAGGGCAUGCGCGUGCGCGCGGAGGGCCCGCAGCUGAUCAGCGAGAUGAUCCGCAAGGUUCUUAACAUCGAUGUGUCCGUGAUGAUGGGCGCGAACAUCGCGGGCGAGAUCGCGAGCGGGUACCCGACGGAGUGCACGCUCGGGUUCCGCGACCGCCGCAACGCCGAGGCCUGGCAGAAGGUUUUCGAUUCGGCGAAGUUCGAGGUCCAGCUCAACCCUGACAUCGAGGGCACGGAGAUGUGCGGGACGCUGAAGAACGUGGUGGCGCUCGGCGUGGGGAUGGUCGAGGGGCUCGGCGCGGGGCAGAACGCGCGCGCGGUCGUGCUGCGCCGCGGGCUGUAUGAGAUGCGGGCGUUUGCGCAGGCGAUGUUCCCGUCCGUGCAGAACGAGACGUUCUUCAUGUCGUGCGGCGUGGCCGACCUCGUGGCGUCGAGCUACGGCGGCCGGAACUCCGCCGUCGGGCGCGAGUUCGCCCGCGCGUGGGCCGAGGACGGCGAGAAGCCGUCGUUCGACGACCUCGAGCGCGACCUCCUCAAGGGCCAGAAGCUCCAGGGCGUGCUGACGGUCGAGGAGAUCGUCGAGGUUAUGGGGCAGCGGGGAAUCGAGAAAGACUAUCCUCUGUUUAUGACCAUCCAUGCUAUCUGCAAGGGCGAGGAGGCGCCCUACGCGAUCUUCGAGUACCGCGAGGUCGGCCGCCAGGCCGCCCAGCGUAUGCGGAGUCGUCUGAACGCGAAGGGGCCCACGGAGGGCCACACGGUGGUGCCAAAGACUGUGGAUGUGGAGGGCGUCACGUCCGGCGUAAUCCUCGAGACGGUCGACUCGGACGCGGAGGUCUCGCGUCCGAGCCAGCUCCAGGCGUGA
This is a messenger RNA of Pedinophyceae sp. YPF-701, 2160 nucleotides long. NCBI's taxonomy places the organism in Eukaryota, Viridiplantae, Chlorophyta, Pedinophyceae. The record is from the annotation of a GenBank genome assembly.